Molecule: messenger RNA, 1897 nt
Organism: Cannabis sativa
Lineage: Eukaryota; Viridiplantae; Streptophyta; Magnoliopsida; Rosales; Cannabaceae
Product: scarecrow-like transcription factor PAT1
Exons: 1
Coding region: 1-1644 (547 amino acids)
Biological process (GO): regulation of DNA-templated transcription
Cellular component (GO): nucleus
Molecular function (GO): sequence-specific DNA binding; DNA-binding transcription factor activity
Source: RefSeq, a predicted model, not a curated record
AUGAAAGAAUCCCAGAGUUAUAGAAUUUCAAAUGGCUCUCACAGGUUUUUGGCGCAGUCAGAUGAAGACCCAGAGUCUUACUGUUGGGCUCCAAUCCACAAUAUAGACAAUCUUAAAGCUGCUAAUGAUAGCCAAGGCUCCCAUCUUGCAGUGAAAACUUUUACACAGUAUUGCACCCUUGAAUCGUCUUCCGGGACAAGCAGUAACCCUGUUCAAAAUUCUUCAUCUUCUGUUAGUUUCUCACCCAAUGGAAGCCCAUCAUCACAGCCUGAAACUCAGUCAUACCUUACAUACCAGCAUCUUUCUCCCGACAAUUUUUGUGGCUCUCCAGUGAGCCAUUCUUGCUUAACAGAUGAUACUGAUGACCUGAGGCACAAAAUAAGGGAAUUGGAAAGUGUUAUGCAAGGAACUGAUUCAGAUUUCCCUGAAAUGUAUAAUAUUUCAAACCAGGUUGAACAGAAUGAGGUCUCAUUAGAAGGAGACAAUUGGGGACGAUUGAUGGACAUGCUUUCUGCAUCAGACUUGAAAGGUCUACUUUUUAUUUGUGCUCAAGCAGUAGCUGAAAAUGACAAGUCGACAACAGAGUGGUUGAUCUCUGAAUUACGUCAAUUAGUGUCAGUUUCUGGUGAUCCCCUCCAACGUUUGAGUGCUUACAUGUUAGAAGGUCUUGUUGCAAAGAUGGCUUCUUCAGGAAGUUCUAUUUACAAAGCAUUAAGAUGCAAAGAGCCUGCUAGUGCUGAACUCUUCUCCUACAUGCAUAUACUGUAUGAAAUCUGCCCCUACUUCAAAUUUGGCUACAUGUCAGCUAAUGGGGCGAUAGCUGAAGCCGUUAAGGAUGAAAGUGUAGUUCACAUCAUUGACUUUCAGAUUGUUCAGGGUGCUCAGUGGAUGAUUCUAAUCCAUGCUCUUUCAACUCGGCCUGGGGGACCACCAAAGAUGAGGAUCACUGCCAUAGAUGACUCUACAUCUGCUUAUGCAAGAGGAGGCGGUCUUGAAAUUGUGGGAUUGAGAUUGUCAAAGAUUGCAGAGUCAUGUAAGGUACCUUUUGAGUUCAAUGCUGUUGACACUUCUGUAGCUGAGGUUCAACUUGAGGACCUUGGGGUUCGACCUGGCGAGGCAAUUGCAGUGAAUUUUGCCUUGAUGCUUCACCACAUGCCAGAUGAAAGUGUGGGCAGUCAGACUCCAAAUCACCGGGACAGGCUGCUGAGGUUGACUAAGAGCUUGUCUCCAAAUGUUGUAACCCUUGUUGAGCAAGAGCUGAACACCAAUACAGCUCCCUUUUAUUCUCGCUUUGUGGAGACAUUUAACUAUUACAUGGCUGUUUUCGAGUCUCUUGAUGUGACUCUGCCAAGGGAGCACAAGGAGCGGAUCAAUGUUGAGCAGCAUUGUCUGGCACGAGACAUUGUUAAUGUGAUAGCAUGUGACGGGCCUGAAAGAGUAGAACGCCAUGAGAUGCUUGGGAAGUGGAGGUCCCGAUUCACUAUGGCAGGGUUUAGACCUUAUCCGUUAAGCCCCUUGGUAAAUUCUACUAUAAAGGCGCUGCUUCAGAAUUACAGUGAGAAGUUCACACUUGAAGAAAGGGAUGGAGCUUUAUAUCUUGGCUGGAUGGACAAAGCUAUGAUCUCUUCAUGUGCAUGGAGGUGAAAAACUGAUUGUGAUUUAGGGUUGUUUCUAAGUCUUUAGGUAAAUUUUUGAGGUAGAGCUUUACUAGUAACAUGUAUUCUGAUAUCAGUUGUACUUUCUUUUUUCCUUACCUCCCCCCUUUUGUCCAACAUCUUUGUAAUGUAGUUAGAGUUGGUGUUAAAACUUAAAAGUAUAGAACUAGCCUCAAGUAAUGUUAAGACUUUUUCUACUAAUACUAGUUGAACUAAGAAAUGAAACUUGUACUUUUCUGUUA